Messenger RNA from Polychytrium aggregatum, 2828 nucleotides. Its product is annotated as WD40-repeat-containing domain protein. NCBI's taxonomy places the organism in Eukaryota, Fungi, Chytridiomycota, Chytridiomycetes, Polychytriales. The record is from RefSeq and is a predicted model, not a curated record. Gene Ontology annotation, molecular function: U3 snoRNA binding; protein binding. The transcript has 16 exons. Gene Ontology annotation, biological process: endonucleolytic cleavage in 5'-ETS of tricistronic rRNA transcript (SSU-rRNA, 5.8S rRNA, LSU-rRNA); endonucleolytic cleavage to generate mature 5'-end of SSU-rRNA from (SSU-rRNA, 5.8S rRNA, LSU-rRNA). Bases 152 to 2545 code for a protein of 797 amino acids. Gene Ontology annotation, cellular component: nucleolus; 90S preribosome; small-subunit processome.
UCGCAUCGCACAUCAGGACGGCCCGCCUCCCAGUCGUCGAGCUCCGAGCAUCGAGCAGCGAGCACUGAUCGAGCUCCGAGCACCAACCGGCUGCACAAAUUCCAGACCAGUCCUCCACAGCAAGUCGAACCAACUUUGAAAAACAGACACAAUGAGCGAGCCCGUUCACCUCAAAUCCAGCUUCGAUAUCGAGAAGAGCCUCGAGGAGAUCUACACCGGUGGCAAAGUCGUUGUCACCAAGGACAACAAGACCCUGAUCACCACCAUCGGAGAGGACGUUCGCAUCAUGGACCUGGAGAGCGGUCAGAUCGUCCAUACUCUUGAAGGGGAGGCCGAUGUUGUGACCUGUUUGGUCGCCAGACCCGAGGGCAACCAUCUCGUCACAGCGAGCCGAAGUUUGUUGCUCCGAAUAUGGGAGAUUGCAACCGGCAAGGAGAUCCGGAGCUGGAAGGCUCACCAAGCUCCUGUCCUGACCAUGGACUUUGACCCCACGUCAACCCUGGUGGCCACGGGCUCAGCCGAUAGCACAAUCAAGCUCUGGGACGUUGAUCGCGGAUUCUGCACCCACAACCUGACCGGCCAUAGCGGCAUCGUUUCCAUCGUCAAAUUCCAUCCAAAUGCCAAACAGCUGAAACUCGUCUCUGGCGCGGACGACUGCACGAUUCGCAUUUGGGAUCUGACCGAGAAGCGGUGCAUCUCCGUGCUCGACUCGCAUGUCAGUGUCAUUCGUGGCUUGGACUUUACAAAGGAUGGCAGCCAGCUCAUCAGCUGCGCUCGCGACAAAGUCGUUAAUCUCUGGGACUUCAAGUCCGGCAACCUUCUCAAGACGCUUCCCAUCCUCGAGUCGGUUGAGGCUGUCGGUGUUCUGACGGCUGCUCCCCACGGCGUGCAAGCAUCCAAGGACGAUCUGUUCAUUUAUACUGGAGGCGACAAAGGCUUCAUCCGUAUAUGGAACGUCAGGACGGGUCAGUGUGUUGCCCAGGACAAGUCGGGUGUGAUCGGCGGUCAUACGAUUAUGGAUGUUCAACUGCUCAAGUCACGGAACCAACUGAUGGCGGUGACCAGCGACCAGAACCUGUUCUUCUUCAACGGCACGACUCUCGAUAAAGUCAAGCAAAUUGUGGGCUACAACGAUGAAAUCCUGGACGCUACCUUUGUCGGGCCCGACCAUACCAAAAUUGCCGUCGCCACCAACAGCGAGCAGAUCCGCAUCUUUGAUCUGGAAACCACUGACUGCGAGAUCCUCCAAGGACACAAGGAGAUGGUCAUCUCGCUCGACAAGUCGUCGGACGGCACGCUACUGAUCUCUGGCUCCAAGGACCAUCGCGCCCUGGUGUGGCGGAUGAACGAGCACUCCAAAUUUGAUUGUGUCGGUGAAUGCGUUGGCCACACAGAAGCUGUUGGCGCCGUUGCAUUUUCUCGUCGUUUCUCCAGCUUCGCCGUAACUGGCUCGCAGGACCGAACGAUCAAAGUCUGGGAUUUGUCUACGAUAGCCGAUGACCACAUUGCCAAGCUCAAGACACUCUACACGUUCCAGGCUCAUGAAAAGGACAUCAACUCAAUCGCUAUUGCCCCGAACGACAAGGUCUUUGCCACCGGCUCACAAGACAAGACUGCCAAGAUCUGGUCGGUCAGCGACGGAUCCCUGCUUGGCGUCUGCAAGGGCCACAAGCGCGGUGUAUGGUGCGUUGAAUUUUCACCUGUCGAUCAAGUCCUGGCAACAUCCUCUGGCGACAAGACCAUCAAACUAUGGUCCAUCCGCGACUUUACCUGUCUGAAGACUCUGGAGGGGCAUUUGAACUCUGUGCUCCGGGUGCGCUUCAUUUCCAUGGGCAUGCAGCUUGUCUCGAGCGGCUCCGACGGUCUUGUCAAGCUCUGGACCAUCAAGACGAGCGAGUGCGUCGAGACUCUCGACAAGCACGAAGACAAGGUGUGGGCACUGUCUGUGCGCAAGGACGAGAAGCAGAUUGCCUCUGGCGGCGUCGACUCGGCCAUUCAUCUGUGGAAGGACGUGACGAUCGAGAAAGAGGAGCAGAAGCAGGCCGAGAACGAAAACAAGGUGCUGAAGGAGCAGGAUCUUUCCAACUUCCUCUUGAAGAAGGAUUAUCGGAACGCGGUGUUGCUGGCGCUGGAACUCCGGCAGCCCAUGAGGCUGCUCAAGAUCUUUUCGCAGUUGAUCGAGGCCAAGGAUGAUUCCGACAGUCUGCUUGGAUCCAAGGCUCUGGAGCUGGUGCUCGGCAACCUCGAGGACGACAAGAUCGAAUUGCUUCUGCUCUACGUCCGAGACUGGAACACCAACACCAAGCACUCACAGACCAGCCAGGCGAUUCUUCGUGUAGUUCUGGAGAAGCUGCCUCAGGAGCGCAUUCUGGGGCUGGCAAAGUCCAAGGAGAUCCUCGAGGCACUGCUGCCGUACACCGAGAGGCACUACCAGCACGCCGACCAGCUCAUGUCGGGCAGCUACCUUAUCGACUACACCCUGCAUGCCAUGGAUAAUCUGCUGCAGCUGGAUGAGAACCUGGAAGACGAGAUGGACGACAACUAAGGUUCCGCACGACUGGCCACUGAUAUGUUAUGCUCGUUGGGCAACGGAUGGUGGUGCGCAGCGUAUUGGUGGGAGAUCGGUUGCCUGAACCUUGAUCAAACAGCGGAAAUACGAGUUGGAUAGACGCUUGGAGCGACGUCCGAUAUCCUCGAGCAGUGGCUGAUUCUCGGAGUGAGUCCUUUUCUUGUUCGUGCCUUUCGCCUCUCCCAUCGGUUCGCUUCGGAUGGAAGUUCCUGGCGACGACUUGUCCGAGAAGCGACCCAUGGCACAGCACAGAGCGUCU